GGCGGAGAAUCCGCGAUGGGGGCGGGGAGAGGGCGUGGCUCAAGUCGGAACUGGGCGGGGCUCAAGACGGAACUGGGCGGGGCUCCGAGCGAGAGCGGAAAAAGGAGCGUGGUUAGGCCGUACCUUGCGAGGUGCAAGCCGGACAACGUGCUUGCAAGCAUGCUCCGCUGUACCCGAGCCUGGAGGCUCCCCCUUGAGGGGCUCGGCCCGCACAGUCCUAGCUUCGCGAGGGUGCCUGUCGCACCCAGCAGCAGCGGCGGCCGAGGGGAGGCCGAGCCGAGGCCGCUUCCGCUUUCCUACAGCCUUCUGGACGGGGAGGCAGCCCUCCCGGCCGUCAUUUUUCUGCACGGGCUCUUCGGCUGCAAAACUAACUUCAACUCCAUCGCCAAGGCCUUCGCCCAGCAGACAGGACGUAGGGUGCUGACGGUGGAUGCUCGUAACCACGGUAACAGCCCCCACAGCCCAGACAUGAGCUACGAGAUCAUGAGCCAGGACCUGCAGGACCUCCUGCCCCAGCUGGGCCUGGUGCCCUGUGUCGUCGUUGGCCACAGCAUGGGAGGGAGGACAGCCAUGCUGCUGGCACUACAGAGGCCAGAGCUGGUGGAACGUCUGAUUGCUGUAGAUAUCAGCCCAGUGGAAGGCACAGGUUCCUCCCACUUUCCUGCCUAUGUGGCAGCCAUGAGGACCGUCAACAUCCCAGAUGGGCUGCCCCGCUCCCGUGCCCGGAAACUGGCAGAUGAACAGCUCAGUUCUGUCGUCCAGAACCUGGCCGUACGGCAGCACCUGCUCACCAACCUGGUAGAGGUAGACGGGCGUCUCGUGUGGAGGUUGAACUUGGAUGCCCUGGCCCAGCACCUAGACAAGCUCUUGACUUUCCCACAGAGGCAGGAGUCCUACCUCGGACCAACACUCUUUCUUCUCGGUGGAAACUCCCAAUUCGUGCAUCCCAGCCACCACCCUGAGAUUAUGCGACUCUUCCCUCGGGCCCAGAUACAGACGGUGCCGAACGCUGGCCACUGGAUCCACGCUGAACGCCCACAGGACUUCAUAGAUGCCAUCCGAGGCUUCCUGGUCUAAGAGUUGCUGGCAAGAAGGGGGCUGGGCGCAGUGGCUCAUGCCUGUAAUUCCAGCACUUUGGGAGGCUGAGGUGGGAGGAUCACUUGACACCAGGAGUUCGAGAGUAGCCUGGCCAACAUGGUGAAACCCCAUCUCUACUAAAAGUACAAAAAUUAGCCUGAUGUGGUGGUGCACGCCUGUAAUCCCAGCUACUCAGGAGGCUGAGGCAGGAGAAUCACUUGAACCCAGGAGGCGGAGGUUGCAGUGAGCCGAGAUCACACCACUGCACUCCAGCCUGGGCAACAGAGCAAGACUCUGUCUCAAAAAAGACAAAACAAAACAAACAGGAGGCACAAAACCCAGGCUUCCAGUCCCUGCAGCCUGCUCCACAUUUGGGCACAGAAGGACUCAGACGGGCACUGAGUGGGCACGAGGUUUUACAGGAGUGGUCAGACCUCAGGCUUUAAUGAAUAAAGACAUUACUCUCCAA
Molecule: messenger RNA, 1546 nt
Organism: Cercocebus atys (sooty mangabey)
Lineage: Eukaryota; Metazoa; Chordata; Mammalia; Primates; Cercopithecidae
Gene: ABHD11
Product: abhydrolase domain containing 11
Exons: 6
Coding region: 16-1077 (353 amino acids)
Cellular component (GO): mitochondrion
Source: RefSeq, a predicted model, not a curated record